AUGCUCUGGAGCUGUGACCGUAUGAAGGCGGCUGCUCCAAGAGGUGUGCCUAUGAAGCUGCCGAGCACGCGCAGGCCGUCGGGGCAGAAGGGGACUCCUGCCGGCAAGGAUCCUUCCGGCGGCCGAACGGCGCUCCAUGCAGCGCAUUUCCCCGCGUUGUGCCGCAGUCCCACGCUGAGCAGGCUGGUCGUGAAGAAGUUAAACGCCGCCGUACACUCGAUGCGGCUCGGGGGGGUGUUGCAACAUUCACUCAACUCUCAACUCCUGGAGCAGCUUCAUCUUCGUCCCCGCCAUUUCCUUCCGUGGUUGAUUCAGCGGCUGGCUGGACCCCCAACUGGCGCCCCGCAGCUCGCUGCCGCCCGCCUCUGCAUCCUCCUAAUGCCUGUGGCGGUUGGUGGCGGUUCCCCGGUGCCGUAUUCGCCGCGGCCGUUUGGCGUGGCGUCAGCUGCGCUUGCCUCGCCGGUACAGUCGGCGCCGGUUGCCCCUGUUGCGGCAAUGUCUGUCGCGGGUUCUCCUGCUCACGCGUGCUCCACGGUAGUCGACUCUGGACGAGAGUCGGCGGGUGUGGCCGUCCAACCGCGCGUGGUGGCGCCGGCGCCUGUACCUGCCUUCGUUCUGGUGCCUGCGGCUGACGUGGCGCCUCUUCCUGCUCCUGGCGCGGCGCCCUCUCCCGCGCCUCACGUUCCGGUGUUGCCGUCGCCUGCUGAGACGGCGGCUGUUGCUGGGGUGGCACCUGCGUCUGGCGAGGCGCCUCCUCCUGCGCCUGUGGCGCUGCCCGUGGCGUCUCCUGCUGCGUCCCUUGAUGCGCCGGGCGGGAAGUCCGCCCCUCCGCUCCCCGCGGCUUCCUCGUCUGCCCAUGCCCUUCCUCCGGCAGUGCAGCAGCGUAACUCCUGUCCUCAUUCGCCCUCCCCCCGAGAUGAGCGAGAUGUGUCUCGUCGACGGCGUGAUUCCCCUCGCCGGCGGCAGCCGCAGGCGAACUGGCAUGCGCACCAGGGUGGUUGGAGGGGAGGUCGCGGUCGCGGGCGUGGCGGGUGGCUGGACGCGCCAGCAACAAUCGCGGACGUGCGGCAGAUUGUGACUGAGGCGUUUCGCGACGGUCAGGCCGGCCCGGCGAGUCAGAACAGCUCGCGACGUGCGGCUCCAACGCCGUCUGCUCCCCUUCCGGUCGCUCGCCCCGUGGUUGCUCCGACGCCUGCGGUGUCACUGCCGACUCCCUCGGCCCUUGCUCGUAGUGGUGGGGCUGGACUUCCUCGACUACAGCUCCCUUCUCUGGCGAAGGAGCUCCUUCCCCCGCGCGCCGAGUCCCUGGCGCACGGGUCUCUUCCGCCUGUCCCGGCGGAGUCCCUGCUUGACGGCCCGCGGGACGACUGUCUUGACGCGGCCGACCAGAUUGCCCUCCUCCUGGCGCCUGUGUUGGCCGCGCCCGUGCGGGGAGGCGUUGGGGCUGUGGGGCAACUGGACGCGGCUGUGCGGGAUCUGCGGAGGUACCUGCGGGCAGGUUCCGGAGCCGACGCGAUUGGCGCCGCCAUUCUGGUGGUCCGCUCGGUGUGGCAGACGAUGACGGGCAUUCUGCAUGCCCUGCAGGCGGAUCGGAUGUAG
Messenger RNA from Closterium sp. Naga37s-1, 1599 nucleotides. The record is from the annotation of a GenBank genome assembly. Lineage: Eukaryota; Viridiplantae; Streptophyta; Zygnematophyceae; Desmidiales; Closteriaceae.